AUGGCGGGCACAAGAGCAGCAGUGAUGAAGCUGGCGGUCGUCCUCCUGGCUAUGAGCCAGCUCGUCCACAUGGCGACGCCAACGGCGGAUCCGACGACUGCAUCGUCUCUGCUGGUUACCAGCGUUUACCCUUAUGGGGGAGUCAUUUCUAAACCCAGCCCUGGCAUCAGGGCAGAGAAGGUGCUGCUGGAUGCGGCCAAGCCAAGCAUCCCUGUCCCUCCGCCUCCUCCCCACCUCAUCCUACCGUGCAAGGGAAGAACCUGCUAA
Triticum turgidum subsp. durum (durum wheat) is the source of this 267-nucleotide messenger RNA. The record is from the annotation of a GenBank genome assembly. Lineage: Eukaryota; Viridiplantae; Streptophyta; Magnoliopsida; Poales; Poaceae.